This is a messenger RNA of Erigeron canadensis, 925 nucleotides long. RefSeq lists its product as uncharacterized. The record is from RefSeq and is a predicted model, not a curated record. The transcript is spliced from 3 exons. The coding region runs from base 34 to 564 and encodes 176 amino acids. NCBI's taxonomy places the organism in Eukaryota, Viridiplantae, Streptophyta, Magnoliopsida, Asterales, Asteraceae.
AUUCCAAAUUUAGUAAAAUUAUUAUAGAUCACCAUGAAUCAUCUUAAUAAGAAAAAAGAGAAGCAACAAAAGCUUCAUGAUAACUUAAUUAACAUCCUCUAUCCUCCACCAUCUCCCCACACCCAAUUUGAUGAUCAAACACUCGAUUUUGCGCGGGAAAUCGUCGAUUCUGGUCAUCAUCAUCAAAUUAAUACAACAGAUGAAUUUGAGGAAGAAAAUAAUAAAAGGGGCGAAUUAGAGUCAAGUGAGAAUGAAGAAGAAGAGGGGUUUCGAAAGCUUACAAGAGCUCAAAGAAAAAGACUUAGAAAAAAGAAACUUAAAGAAACUGGAGGUUUAAAACGUAGACCGAUAAUCGGUCCGGUGUUGCCUGGUGAUGAUAAGUUAGAUAAUGAUCAACACCCUGAAGGUGUUCGACGAAAUGCCUCAGAGAAACCCGAAAGCAGAAAUGAUAGAGAGAAGCCGACGUCUUGCAUAAAGGUGAAGCAAAGAAGGAUGUCUAAGAAGAUGGCGACGGAUAAACCAACGACAUCCCAUGAAGCUACUAGUUACGGUGACCAACGUUAAGCCUUCGCCCUUUUUCAGGAAAGCGUAAUAGUUAUUAGUAGAAUGAACGACUAUGAGUGAAAUGCUAAAAAUGCCUAAUAUGGCGGGUUUUGAUUGCCAUUUCUUUCAAUCAACUUCAUUAGCGAAACAAUUUUAUGUGAUAUAUGAUGAACUUAUCGUUCGAGUUAGGAUCUAAGACAUCAGCUUUGUUGAGUUGAUGGUACUAAGUUUGCUAGUUCCACACAUUUUGAUAUCGGGCAUGGAUCUUUUAAGGCUUUGAGGACGACUGAGAUACUUGAUAUUAUUGAAAUGUACAUUUACUAGUAUAUAGCAAUACUUCAUGAUAGGCAGAAUAACGCGAUACAACAUUUUUGAAGUAUUA